AUGGCUGUUGCGAGAUCCACGUCGGAGCCUGCGCUGGGAAGGAGGAUCACGGCCAGGAAUGCAGCUGAGGCUCGCAUGCUGCGGGUACUUGACCAUCAGUGGGAAAGAAAGGCCAGCUGGCUCCAUGCUCAGCAGCAACGCUUGGAGGUGGCGGGCACUGGAGAUGCUGCCACGCCGAAAGCCGGCGUGAUCCACAAGGACCUCGCACGCACCCGCAUGUGCCGCAGUGACUCGCGACUGGCGAUGUCGAGACCCUUGUCUUCGAUCACUACGAGGAAUGUGACCCGCAACCCACAAGUGGAGUCUGUUAGCCCCAACUUUUUCGGUCAGCGACCUCAGUCGGCCACAGUUCGAAGCCCGUCUGAUGGCUCCCCAGCCAAGCUAGAGGAGAGAAUUCAAAAGGCCGUGUCAAAGAUUGCACAGGGUUUGCAUGUGGCCUUGCUUGGCGCUAGUGCCAGUGAGAUGCACAAAAGGGAGCUCGAAGGAGAGCCACUUCGGAAGAUCCUGCGGGAACCCUCUGAGGAGGAUGCCUGCCGCAUCUUUCGUCAUUUUCUCCGUCUGAAAGAGCAGGAAGCGGACAGGGCCGCGGCAAAACUGCAAAUGCGCCGGCAGAGACUCUUGGAGUGGGGCAAAGAACCUGACCGGGAUGACCCACGGAUCCCGGAUCCACUGUCGCGCCUCGCCUGGACUUCCUUCUUCCGUUGGGUUGAGCAGGAAUCCACGUUGGGAGUCAACCCAGAGUCCCGUCGUGCUUACGCGGGCCUGUUCCGCGGUGCGCGGCUUUGGUUCCGGAAAUGCGCCAGCAUGGCUCAGCGGAAUGAUGGCUUGUCCCUGGGGCUGCUGCUGUCCUUGGCGUACCCAACUGCGUCCAGCCGGGUGGUUGCGGAGCUGCUGGUUUGGAUCGGCGCCCAUGAGCUGGAACAGAUUUGUCAUGAGACGCCGAGAUUAAUUGACGACGAUGAGCGGAAGCAGCUUGAAAGGAUUUUCCACACAGCAUAUGCAAAGGGGCGUGCGUUUGUCACUGUGGACGACAUUGCUGGAGGGGACUUCCGAGACAAGCACACGCAGCUGCAUACCUUGGUGGAUGCCGCGCUGGCGCAGCAAGUCUUCGGCGAUGGGCCGAUAGACCUCCUCAAGUUCUUGGAGUUCAUGUGCGAGUAUGGAUGUCAAGGGCAUGCAGGGGUGGCAGAAGUCACUCUCCCAGAUGGGCUCCGCUUGACCCAUUGCCGAAGACCUGAGUUUCGCUUCCAAGGUUGGCUUGCGACCUUCCCUUCGGAGGCGGAGCUGGCCCGCCGCCGGAUGAUUGAUGGCUUGGAGUUGGAACUGAAGUCCUGGAGAUCUGGUAAGGGCUACUGA
Messenger RNA from Symbiodinium natans, 1356 nucleotides. Lineage: Eukaryota; Dinophyceae; Suessiales; Symbiodiniaceae. The record is from the annotation of a GenBank genome assembly.